This is a messenger RNA of Magnolia sinica, 3266 nucleotides long. RefSeq names its product casein kinase 1-like protein HD16. The record is from RefSeq and is a predicted model, not a curated record. Bases 285 to 2408 code for a protein of 707 amino acids. Gene Ontology annotation, molecular function: ATP binding; protein serine/threonine kinase activity. The transcript has 18 exons. Gene Ontology annotation, biological process: signal transduction; endocytosis; peptidyl-serine phosphorylation. Gene Ontology annotation, cellular component: cytoplasm; nucleus. Lineage: Eukaryota; Viridiplantae; Streptophyta; Magnoliopsida; Magnoliales; Magnoliaceae.
AUCUAUCAUCUUUUUGAUAUUUAUUAUACAUCCGAUCAAAUCCGACCCUUGAUCUUUUCCUUUCUAAUAUCUAACAAUAAUCUAAUAACAUAAUAAUACUAUUUUAUUUAUUAUUAGAUAUCAGCAUUAAGCUCGGUUUUUUCUUUCUGCUUCUUAUUUAUUUUUUUCUUUUUUUAAUUUCAGCUGCAUGCGAAAUCCAAAGCUUUUCACGUUGAAAUAUUCAAGAUUUCGGUGGUUGUAAGUGGAUAAAAAUAGUCAAGGUUCACUAAAUUUUGCAUGGAUAAAUGACGCCAGACCUGCGAAGUGGAGUUCGGCAGCCUCGUCUGCGAUCAAAACAGGCUGGUGAUGUGCAGCCGAUUCCUGUCACAGGCCCAAUAAGAACAACGAGGCGUGGUGCUGGAAGGGGGAAGGCCUCCAAUGAGCCAGCAUUGGGUCUAGCUUUAGCAGAGCCAGUUAAACCAGUUGCUAUUGCUCCAAGGGCAAGGGCAGCUGGUAGAGGCCAAGGGCCUCAAGCGAUGAAUCAAAACAAGCCAUGCAAGCUUUUGGCUGCUGGGGUUGGAGGGGAGGAAUAUGCUGAUCUGGAAGUUGGAGUGAGAGAGGUGGUCGCCAUUCGGGACGAGGCUGUGGAGGAGCGGAGUGCAGAAAAAAUGUUGGGUGUUGGAGAGGAAGGAAGCACUAGUCCGGUUCCCGAAAGGGUACAACUAGGCAAUUCUCCUGUUUAUAAAAUAGAUAGGAAAUUGGGUAAAGGUGGUUUCGGGCAAGUUUAUGUUGGGAGAAGGGUGAGUGGUGGCAUAGGGCGUACAGGAGCAGACGCAUAUGAGGUUGCAUUGAAGUUUGAGCAUCGCAAUAGUAAGGGGUGCUAUCAUGGUCCUCCUUACGAGUGGCAAGUUUACAGCAAUCUCAAUGGUUGUUAUGGGAUUCCUUUGGUCCAUUACAAGGGUUGCCAAGGAGACUACUAUAUUCUGGUCAUGGACAUGCUAGGUCCAAGUCUUUGGGAUGUUUGGAACAACAACAACCAGAAGCUAUCUGAAGAGAUGGUUGCAUGUAUAGCUGUGGAGGCAAUAUCGAUACUAGAGAAGCUUCACUUUAAAGGAUUUGUGCAUGGAGACAUAAAGCCAGAGAAUUUUCUUCUUGGUCAGCCAGGCACUGCUGAUGAGAGGAAGUUGUAUCUUGUAGAUCUUGGUUUGGCAUCCAGAUGGAAGGAUGCAUCAUCUGGCCAUCAUGUCGACUAUGACCAAAGACCCGACGUUUUCAAGGGGACUAUACGAUACGCCAGUGUACAUGCUCAUUUGGGUAGGACAGGAAGUAGAAGGGAUGACCUAGAAUCAUUGGCAUACACCCUAAUAUUCCUCCUCAAAGGAAGGCUACCCUGGCAGGGUUUUAUGGGAGAGAACAAAGGCUUUCUUGUCUGUAAGAAGAAGAUGGCAACUCCUGCUGAGACACUUUGUAGCCUCUGCCCUUUCCCAUUUCAACAAUUUCUUGAGAUGGUGACAAAUAUGAAAUUUGACGAAGAGCCGAAUUACUCAAAGCUUAUUUCCCUUUUUGAAGGAAGCAUCGGAUCUAAUGCAUUAUUAAGACCUAUUAGAACUGACGGGGCUCUAAAGGUGGGGUCAAAAAGGGGAAGGUUGCAUGUUGAAUUGGAAAAUGAUGGGCAACCGAAGAAGAAAGUUCGAUUAGGGACUCCAGCCACUCAGUGGGUCACAGUCUAUAAUGGUCACUCACCCAUGAAACAAAGAUAUCACUACAACAUUGAGGAUUUGAGACUUCGGCAGCACGUGGAGAAAGGAAAACAAGAUGGUCUUUACAUUAGCUCUGUGGGUUCAUCAUCAAAUCUGUGGGCUCUCGUUAUGGAUGCAGGAACGGGAUUCUCUAACCAGGUUUAUGAACUCUCGCCCAUUUUCUUGCGCAAGGAAUGGAUUGUCGAACAGUGGGAUAAGAAUUAUUAUAUCAGUACAAUAGCUGGUGCUUCCAAUGGCAGUGCGUUGGUUGUAAUGUCCAAGGGAACACCUUACACUCAACAGUCAUACAAUGUCAGCGAUAAAUUCCCUUUCAAAUGGAUCAAUAAGAAAUGGAAAGAGGGCUUUUUCGUCACUUCCAUGACCACUGCAGGUAGCAAAUGGGGGGUCGUCAUGUCAAGAAAUGCCGGUUAUUCUCAUCAGGUUGUUGAACUUGAUUUCCUCUAUCCAAGUGAAGGGAUCCAUAGACGGUGGGAGAGCGGGUACCGGAUUACAUCCACUGCUGCGAACACAGAUCAAGCUGCUUUCAUACUAAGUUCGCCCAAGAGGAAAUCGCUGGAUGUGACGCAAGAAACGUUGCGCACAUCCACAUUUCCAAGUAACCAUGUCAAGGAUAAAUGGUCCAAGAAUCUCUAUAUUUCAUCAAUAUGCUAUGGCAGAACGGUGUCUUGAGAUCUAGGCCUGAAGGUGACAUUGCAUUUUAUUUAAAGAAGUUCACCUAGAGAAAGAAGAGGGAACAGAGCUGAAAAUAAUCAAGUAUGAUUGGAAGAUCUUAACCGCUUGAGUGGAAUAGGGCACGAGGAAGGGCAGCAGUCGUCCAACGCUUGGGAACCGGUCUAAUUUUUCAGCCAUGGGCCAUAUAUGGUGGGCCUUGCCAGACGAAUGGUCAAGGUCUUGAAAACAUCUGCCAGGCGCUCAGUUGAAACCAAUGAAAAUCACAUGGGUGUGUUUGGUUGAGCUAGCAUCAUAUGGCAUUCGAGUAGUCACCCUUUUGAGCCAUGACAUUCUGAUCAACCUGAUGAUUGGAUCGGCCUGACUUUUUGCACAUUCAACUACAUGCAGAGGUUACCUGAUGAGCAGCUCCGAUCAUGCAUGCUUGUCCAUUCAUUCCAUUUGUGAGGCAAGUGAACUUUCAAAAUGCAUUCAACCUUAUCCACUUAGCAUUUCUUUUUCUACCACAUGAGCAGCUUUUCGGGUCAUUGUGCAUCAUCUAGAAGGUGGCGAUGGCCCGGCCUGGGCCCAUCAAAAUUAAAAUUUUGAAAUGGCCUGGUCGAAGAUCCAGCCUGACCAUUUCAAAACCCAGGCUAUGCCUAGUGAACUGGUCUUGAUUUGUUUCCACUCCAACGUAGUUAUAGUUGAGCCAUCUGUGAAUCCUGUCUGUGCAUCAUGUUCCCUACAUUAGAUUGCUCUGUAAGUAAAUUACACUAAUCAUAGAGUUGUAGCCAUCCAAUUAAAGACUUUUGACUUAGAAUGUUGAUCCCUGGCCCCUCUGUACUUUCCAUAAAAUGGAUAACUAGGAUUGUAUGUGUA